AACAAUUUAUUUUAUAUACAUACAUAUAUAAUAUUUUAUAUAUAUAUUAUUGUAUAUAUAUAUAUAUAUAGAUAUAUUUAUUCCUAAAUAGACCAUCCAUACACACAAAAGUCGUAUGAUUUAACAGUAUUAAGAUAGAAGGUGAAAAGGCCCAAAGUCCUUAAUAUUUUAUGUUAAACAAAGAUCGCCAACCUCAACCACAUUUACUGAACGGUUUUAAAGCAUAUGUAUAUAUAAACAUAUAUAUUUGUGGAUAUACGGAUUACAUAUUGUGAACAACUUGGAAAAAUAUUUUUUUGAGCGGAAAAAAGAAAUUUUGAAUGACCAGAAGUUAAGAGAGAAAAGUGUUUUGUAAAAUUUUUUAUUUCGUUAUUGGAUAAAAAUAUUUAUUAUACACACAACUACAUAUAUAUAGUUUCACACAUUUAUAUAUAUUUAUAAAUAUAUAUACUCAUAUUUAAAUAAUUCCAAAACAAAAAAGCAAGAUGCCUGAUUCAGGAGAAAUAGAUGUUCUUACACCAACAUUAAGUUUACCAGAACGAAGAAGGGCUGGAUUGAAACUGGAAUUCGGUUCUUUGAAUGUCGUGAGCAAGAAAUGCAAACUGGAAAGUUUAUCAGCCGAUGUCGGCCUGUCUGAUAUGUCGAACGGUACUUUACGCCGGGCGCGAACUAUAACCACCAACGAACUGGCCGGACGUUUGUCGUCGGGUCGCGCAAAAAGUAUGCUGAUUGUUGACUGUCGGCCCUUCUUGGAGUACAAUAUGUCACACAUACGGGGCGCAAUCAACGUCAACUGCAUCGAUCGGUUAAACCGCAAAAAACUGCAACAAAAGGGUAAAGUGGCUCUGGUCGACUUGGUCACCACGAAGGAGGGCAAAGAGAUGUUUCGGAGACGGUCUGCCAAGGAGAUUAUCUUGUACGACACUUGUACGAGAGAUGAAAGCCACUUAAGCAGGGACAAUGCAAUCACAGCCAUCCUCAGUUUACUGUACUGGGAGGGAAAAGAGGCAUUUAUUUUAAAAGGGGGUUUACGGGAAUUCAAGUCAAAACACGAAAAUCUAUGCGACAAUUUACUAUGGAUGCCGUCAGAAUGUCGUUUGUUAUCGUCAGAGUGUCGUAUAGUACACAGUCCUUUGACGCCAUUAGUUGAACAUCAAAUCGAAGCAGCCGAGGUUUCACGAAUAUUGCCUUUUCUCUAUUUAGGUAACGAGCGAGAUGCUGGUAAUUUACAAAUUCUGAAAGAGUUAGAUAUAACUUAUAUUUUAAAUGUCACGUCACAUGUUCGACCCCAUUUCGAGAGUCAAGGCAUUCAUUACAAAACGAUACCAGUAACGGACAGCGGUCACCAAAAUCUACGGAAGUACUUUGAUGAUGCCAUAGAAUAUAUAGAUGAGGCCAAACGAAACGGCGCCAAGAUCUUAAUCCAUUGUCAAGCUGGGGUAUCACGGUCGGCAACGGUGACCAUCGCAUAUUUAUUGAAACACUCCACCCUCAGUAUGACAGAUGCUUACCGAUACGUAAAGCAGAAGCGUGCCAUCAUUUCGCCGAAUUUUAACUUCAUGGGACAACUUAUGGAGUUUGAACAAUCCUUAAACAACGGACUCUCGCCUCGAAUCCAUGAGAAAUCCCGAGAAGAGUUUGAUGAGAUUGACCGCUGGUUAUAGCGAAGCGUCCAGUUUUUGUAAAUCCUGUGUAUAUCUUUUGAUUGUAUCUAUACGCACGCGCGCGCAUGUGUGUGUGUUUGAGAGAGAGAGAGAGAGAGAGCAAAGUGAAACGAGAGGAGUCGUGGCCGAAAGAGGCUUCUCGUAGCAACAUGUCUUUCGGCUCAAAGCCGCGAAUUGACCAAGCCAGUCAGGGAAAAAUAAAAAGCUGUCUUUGAUGGAGAAGUGCGUUCGAUAUAUCUUCCAGGUUCCAUCAACCGCCUGGGAGAUUGUUUUGGGAUUUUUCUUUUGUUUUUUUUUUGUCACAUACGCAUGCUGUGUGUCACACCUACUGAGUCUGUAACGUGAAGACAACGUAAAGACAUGCAAAUAUAUGGUACACGUGUGUGCGUGUGUGUGUGUGUGUGUGUGUGAGACUUGCGAAUCGGUCUAAUGAAGCUAGUCUUAUUAAAUCUCUCUCUCUAUCUCUCUGUCUUGAAACAAACGAUAAAUGAGUGAUGGUGAAAAUUCCUCAAAAAUAGCCAAUUCACAAAUGCAAUCAACUAAUCAAAACACACAACUACUACCACUGCUGUCAUCACCAUCAAUCAUUUGCCAUUGUAAUAUAAUAUAUAUAUAUAUAUAUGUAUGUAUAUAUGUA
This is a messenger RNA of Octopus sinensis (East Asian common octopus), 2301 nucleotides long. Its product is annotated as dual specificity protein phosphatase 10-like. Gene Ontology annotation, biological process: protein dephosphorylation; negative regulation of MAPK cascade. Gene Ontology annotation, cellular component: cytosol; cytoplasm. The record is from RefSeq and is a predicted model, not a curated record. The transcript has 5 exons. Bases 486 to 1664 code for a protein of 392 amino acids. Gene Ontology annotation, molecular function: MAP kinase tyrosine/serine/threonine phosphatase activity; protein tyrosine/threonine phosphatase activity. Lineage: Eukaryota; Metazoa; Mollusca; Cephalopoda; Octopoda; Octopodidae.